Messenger RNA from Nerophis ophidion (straightnose pipefish), 10408 nucleotides. RefSeq names its product neural cell adhesion molecule 1b (gene ncam1b). Gene Ontology annotation, molecular function: protein binding; axon guidance receptor activity. The record is from RefSeq and is a predicted model, not a curated record. The transcript has 21 exons. Gene Ontology annotation, biological process: homophilic cell-cell adhesion; synapse organization. Gene Ontology annotation, cellular component: neuronal cell body; axon; plasma membrane. Bases 234 to 3656 code for a protein of 1140 amino acids. NCBI's taxonomy places the organism in Eukaryota, Metazoa, Chordata, Actinopteri, Syngnathiformes, Syngnathidae.
CGUGGCGCUCAUCGUCAUCACCGACACUGCUGGCGAGUCUCCCUCCUCCCGCCGACCGCCGAAUGAGCCGCGCGGACAGGAUGAACGCUUGACGAGGAGGACCCGAACCACAUAACCGUCAUUUGUGAGGAGAGCGAGAGAGAGAAAAAGAGAAACAACCGUUUUUUUUUUUUUUUGUGCUUGGUUGCUCGAGCGCUCGCCUCCAGUGGCGGCGCGGAGGUGGCGACUUUGCCAUGGACCUGCCCGGGGACAUCUUUGUUGCUCUGCUCCUUGUGGGCUGUGCGGUUUCGAUGGAUGUGCAGAUCACACCCAGUCACGGCGAAAUAAGUCUCGGGGAGUCCAAAUUCUUCAUGUGUGAAGUUAUCGGUGCGGCUAAGCACAUAGACUGGUUCGGACCAAGUGGGGACCGGAUAGAAGCCAACAGACCGGACGUCAUAGUGACACGAAACGACGAGUCGUCCUCCACGCUCACGCUGUACAGGGCCGGGACAGAGAACGCCGGGACAUACAAAUGUGUCGCCACCAACGGAGACCAGCAAGGGGAGUCGACAGUUAAUGUCAAAAUAUUCCAGAGAAUUACCUUCACAAAUGCGCCGUCGCCUCAAGAGUACACCGAAGGAGACACCGCCAUCAUCGUGUGUGACGUCAUCAGCUCACCUCCACCGACCGUCCUCUGGAAGUACAAAGGAGCAAAAAUACAGUUGGAAAAAGACGUUCGUUUUAGGGUGCUGAGCAACAACCACCUUCAAAUCCGCGGCAUAAAAAAGACCGACGAGGGCUCCUACACCUGCGAAGGACGCCUGAUGGCCCGCGGCGAGAUUGAUCUCCGGGUCAUCAAGGUCAUCGUGAACGUGCUCCCGACUAUCAGAGUGUGGCAGUCGGAGGUGAAUGCCACCGCAGAUCUGGGCCAGUCUGCCAUGUUGACUUGUGCAGUUGACGGUUAUCCCGAACCCAUGGUGACCUGGACAAGAAACCAAAUGGUUCUUGAGGCGGGGGAGAAGUACAGCUUCAACGAGGACGGCUCCGAAAUGUCCAUCAUGGAUGUCACCAAGCUGGACGAGGGCGAGUACACCUGCAUCGCCAGAAACAAAGCCGGUGAAACUGAACAGGAACUCAGUCUGAGAGUAUUUGCGAAACCUAAGAUCACCUUCAUAGUGAACCAAAGCACCUCCGAAAUGGAGGAGCAGGUGACUCUAACUUGCGAGGCUUCGGGGGACCCCACACCCACCAUCAGCUGGAGUUAUGGUGACCGCGUCUUUACCGACGACGAGCAGGCACACCUAAACAGGAUCUAUCAGGCGUCAUGGACUCGUCCCGAGCAGCACAAGAGUCAGGAUGGAAACGUGGUGGUGAGGAGCGACGCCCGGGUCUCCUCGCUCACGCUAAAGUACGUGAAGUACACGGACGCCGGACAGUACCUGUGCUCAGCACGCAGCGCCAUCGGGGAGGACGAUCAGAUGGCCCAGCUGGAGGUCCGCUAUACCCCGAAGCUCCACGGUGACGUAGCGGUGUACACCUGGGAGGGAAAUGCCGUAAACAUCAGCUGCGUGGUGCAGGCUCACCCCAGCGACGUCACCAUCGCCUGGCUGAGAGACGGACUGAUGCUGCCCAACGAGAACACCAGCAACGUUAAAAUCUUCAGGUCUCCGUCAGCGAGCUACCUCCAGGUAACGCCGCUGUCUGAGAACGACUUUGGGAGUUACAACUGCACUGCGUCCAAUGAGAUGGGCACAGAGUCCAAAGAGUUCCUCCUCAUUCAGGCUGAGGUGCCGUCCUCGCCAUUUGUCAUCGAGGUGACCCCCUUUUCCACCACUGCACUCAUUCAGUUUGAGGAGCCCGAGUCUACCGGAGGUGUUCCUGUCUUGAUGUACAAAGCGGCGUGGAGGAUGCAAGGCAGGGGCAGCUGGUCACAGAAGAUCUACGAUCUUAAAGAUGGUGUCGUCAGCGAGGUGACCAUCACAGACCUGAAACCAGAGACCAACUACGAGGUGAAGAUGUCGGCCAUCAAUGGCAAAGGUGAAGGUGAAAGCUGCCCUGCAGAGUCCUUCAGGACGCUGCCAGUCCGGAUUCCCAAUCCUCCCAAGCUGGAAGCGGCCCUUCAGCCCAUCGGUAAUUCCUUGAAAGUCAGCUGGACCAAGCAGGACGACGGUGGAUUGCCCAUCCACCAUUACCUCAUCCGCUACAAACCAAUUCAGUCCACGCAGUGGAAACAAGAAAUCCGGAUGCCCGACGACAGCGACUACGUGAUUCUAAGGGGACUGGAGUGGGACACGGACUACGACGUCAGCGUGGUGGCGGAGAACCAGAAGGGCAAGUCGCUGCCAGCCAGCAUGGCCGUCAAGACGUCCACUCAGCCGGCCGUCAUCCCAGACUUGGACGAGGACGCCAGGUUUCCGGCGGGCAUCAUGCUGUGGGCGGGCAUCCUGGUGGUGGCGUUUGUGCUCCUGCUCCUGGCCGUGGACGUGACCUGCUACUUUGUCAACAAAUGCGGCCUCAUCAUGUGUCUGUGUGGCAAGUCCGGCUCCGGGGCCAAAGGCAAAGACUUGGAGGAGGGAAAGGCCGCCUUCAUGAAAGAUGAGUCCAAAGAGCCCAUAGUGGAAGUCAGAACAGAGGAGGAGUGCACAGCCAAUCACAACGCAGCAGGACCAACAGAACCAAAUGAGACCACGCCCCUGACAGAACCAGAGCUGGCGGCUUUCACUGGUGCUCUGGCACUGGACACGCUCUCCUCCAUAGCCACCAACUCCGACACGGCCACUGCCACCAAUGACCCCACCCAGGACAGCCCCUCUAGCGAGACCACCACUCUUACAUAUAGCCUGUCCACCCCGGCCAACGACCCCUCGCCCACGCCCAUCUCGGCGCCGGCGCCGAGCCCGGAGAUGAGUCCGGCGCCACCGACUCCCCCCGUCUCCAGGUCCGCCGUCGAGGCUAAGAUUGCGCCGUUAGUCGAGCAGAGACGAAGCGAGUGGCCGGGGGAGGAGGAGGAGGAGGAGAAGAAGACCGAGCCUCCUCAUAGCACCCCGGAAUGGACUAAAGCUCAAAAAUCUGGCACACCUAUACCGCCGAAGCGUAGACACUCUCCUAAACUUGCUGCCCUGAAGGCUAAAGGUAGUCCUCCUGUAUCGCCACUGGCUGUGUCACCGUCACCUUUCACUCCAGACAAGAAACCUGCUCCUAGUCCGCCCGUUUCAGCAGAGCAAAGCGGUCCUUACCCUGAUCCAAACAUGAGCGGGUGUGACCUCGCUGCCUUUGACCAGCCUGUCCAUAAUGCCGCCCCCACACCGCCUUCAGCCAUCCGUAGUGCUCCUAAAGCACCGGAUGCUGAAACGUCCUCCCCUCUUCUCGACAAUGUCUCCUCUCCCUUGUCCCCCCUGCCUGCCAGUGACCUCCCCGCAUCACCGCCAGACAUGUACGACUUCCUGGCCCACGACGCAGGCCUCAAAAACGCGGGUUUCGACUUAGAGCUGAGUAACGGGACCGGGCGACCCUCAGAGAUUCCCGCCGACCUCAUUAGCUUAGAGAGCCCACCCUCUGCCCAAUUCCUGCCCAAUGGCGACGGAGCGGACCUCCCCCUUUCAGACCCAGUUCUGGAUGCGUCAGAGACUUUGGCCAAGACCGGUCCACCUGUCAACGAUGAGUACGGCUCCCUCUAGAGGAAGAUUUUUUCAGACGGGAAGGGCAAACUGGAGGAAGAAUUGUCAAACGCCCUCACUGAGAUGGCGGCGGAGCAACACAACAGUGUGAUACAGACAAAAGGCACGCAGAGCAAAGCUUGAGGAGCUCGGCUAAAACUUCCAACGUCCAAAACAUUUUUUUGUUGCGGCGACGGUGUUCUUUCAUUUCCAGUGCCCUUAAGCGCGCACACACACACACACACACACACACACACACACACACACACACACACACACACGCACACACAGGUUAUCAUUUGUAAUGGGGACCAAGUGUUUGAUCAGACAUUGUGGGGACCAAGUUGUUGAUCAGACAUUGUGGGGACCACCCUUUCUACAGGUUGUGGAGGCAUGAAAAAAAUGGGGUAAAAUGGCCACUGCCCAGUUAGCUCAUACACGUCUUUAAAUCUCUGGAUUGAUGAAGUAAUGUGCUGAUCAGACUUACUGGGGACCCUGGGGAAAAAUAGUUCAUAUGGUUCAGAAUGGAUCUGACUAUCAUUAGAAAAGGUUUCCCUUUAGGGAACUAGUUUUGUUGUCCCCAUACCGUCAGAAGUCCCCUAAAGGUGACUGUGUAAACAGAGCGAUGUCCCCUUUAAGUAAGCAUAGCCAGAACACACACACACAGGUUAUCAUUUUUUAAUGGGGACCAAGUGUUUGAUCAUACCUUGUGGGGACCAGGUUUUUGAUCAGACAUUGUGGGGACCACCCUUUCUACAGGUUGUGGAUGCAUGAAAAAAAAUGGGGUAAAAUGGCCACUGCCCAGUUAGCUCAUACAGGUCUUUAAAUCUCUGGAUUGAUGAAGUAAUGUGCUGAUCAGACUUACUGUGGACACUGGGGAAAAAUAGUUCAUAUGGUUCAGAAUGGAUCUGACUAUCAUUUAAAAAGGUUUCCCUUUAGGGGACCUGUUUUGUUGUCCCCAUACCGUCAGAAGUCGCCUAAAGGUGACUGUGUAAACAGAGCGAUGUCCCCAUUAAGUAAGCAUUGCCAGAACACACACACACACACACACACACACACGUUAUCAUUUGUAAUGGGGACCAAGUGUUUGAUCAGACAUUGUGGGGACCACCCUUUCUACAGGUUGUGGAGGCAUGAAAAAAAUGGCGUAAAAUGGCGUAAAAUGGCCACUGCCCAGUUAGCUCAUACACGUCUUUAAAUCUCUGGAUUGAUGAAGUAAUGUGCUGAUCAGACUUACUGGGGACCCUGGGGGAAAAUAGUUCAUAUGGUUCAGAAUGGAUCUGACUAUCAUUUAAAAAGGCUUCCCUUUAGGGAACUAGUUUUUUGGUCCCCAUACCGUCAGAGGUCCCCUAAAGGUGACUGUGUAAACAGAGCGAUGUCCCCAUUAAGUCAGCAUUGCCAGAACACACACACACACACACACACACACACACACACACACACACACACACACUUGUAUUUCUCACCUUCUUGAGACCUCUGAAAAAUGCCUACCUCUUUAGGACCACACUUUCGAGAUAUAUAAAGAUGUGUAUUUACAACAUUAAUAAUAAAUACAUACUAUACAAAUAUAAAAAAGACUAAUGAAAAAUGAGUUGGACUUUCACAGGAAAAAAGUCACAAUUUCACGAGAAAAACUAAAUUUUUUUAGCAGUAUUAUAACAAAAGUCAUCAUUUUACUCUAGGCAAGUCAAAAUUUUACAAGAAAAACUGAACACUUGUUCAAUAUUAUGAGAAAAGUUGGAAUUUUACUCAAAAACAGUCGCAAUUUUAAAAGUUAAAGUACCUAUGAUUGUCACACACAUACUAGAUGUAGCAAAGUGAUUCUCUGCAUUUGACCCAUCCACUUGAUCACCCCCUGGGAAGUGAGGGGAGCAGUGAGCAGCAGCGGUGCCGCGCCCGGGAAUAAUUUAUGGUGAUUCAACCCCCAAUUCCAAAAGCGUAGAAUUUUUGGCAAUUUUAUGAUAAGAGUCCUAAUAACACUCAACAUAAGUCAAAUUUUUGAAGAAAACUUUAAAAUGCAAUAUUUUAGUUGGCAAAAUUAUGACAAAUGUUAUAAUUUUACUCCAAAAAAAUGUCACUGCUUUAAAAGAACAACACAAAAAAUUGGCAAGAUUGUGAUAAAAGUCAGAAUUUUAUACGACAAAUGUCGCCAUUUUGCAUUAAAAAGUAAGAAUUUUACGAGAAACAGAAAUAAUAUCAGAAAUUGUUCCCAAUGUUAUAAGAAAGAAGUCGACAUAUUGUGAGAAAAAGACUGAAACAUUUUGGAAACUUUACAACAUUUAGUAGAAAACUUUGAAACGUUGGCAAAAUUAUAAUAAUCAAAAUUUUACUUAGCAAAAUUAUGACAAAAGUCAUUAUUUUUGAAAAUGUUUAUUAAUCCCCGAGGGGAAAUUAAGUAUUUCUGAUUCUGAUAAUUUUACUCAAAAAAUGUCACUGUUUUACAAGAACAACACAAAAAAUUGGCAAGAUUUUGAUAAAAGUCUGAAUUUUAUACGACAAAUGUCGCAAUUUUGCAUUAAAAAGUAAGAAUUUUACGAGAAACAGAAAUAAUGUGAGAAAUUGUUCCCAAUGUUAUAAGAAAGAAGUCGACACAUUGUGAGAAAAAGACUGAAAAAUUUUGGAACAUUUACAACAUUUGGUAGAAAACUUUAAAACGUUGGCAAAAUUAUAAUAAUAAUCAAAAUUUUACUUGGCAAAAUUAUGACAAAAGUCAUUAUUUCUGAAAAUGUUUAUUAAUCCCCGAGGGGAAAUCAAGUAUUUCCGAUUCUGAUUCUGAUCAUUUUACUCAAAAAAUUUCACUGUUUUACAAGAACAACACAAAAAAUUGGCAAGACUGUGAAAAAAGCCUGAAUUUUGUACGACAAAUGUCGCCUUUUUUGCAUUAAAAAGUAAGAAUUUUACGAGAAACAGAAAGAAUAGGAGAAAUUGUUCCCAAUGUUAUAAGAAAAAAGUCGACACAUUGUGAGAAAAAGACUGCAAAUUUUUGGAACAUUUACAACAUUUAGUAGAAAACUUUAAAACGUUGGCAAAAUUAUAAUAAUAAUCCAAAUUUUACUUAGCAAAAUUAUGACAAAAGUCAUUAUUUCUGAAAAUGUUUAUUAAUCCCAGAGGGGAAAUCAAGUAUUUCCGAUUCUGAUUCUGAUCAUUUUACUCAAAAAAUGUCACUGUUUUUCACAAGAACAACACAAAAAAUUGGCAAGAUUGUGAUAAAAGUCUGAAUUUUAUACGACAAAUGUCGCAAUUUUGCAUUAAAAAGUAAGAAUUUUACGAGAAAGAAUAGGAGAAAUUGUUCCCAAUGUUAUAAGAAAGAAGUCGACACACUGUGAGAAAAAGACUGAAAAAUUUUGGAACAUUUACAACAUUUAGUAGAAAACUUUAAAACGUUGGCAAAAUUAUAAUAAUAAUCAAAAUUUUACUCAGCAAAAUUAUGACAAAAGUCAUUUAUUUUUGAAAAUGUUUUCUAAUCCCUGAGGGGAAAUUAAGUAUUUCUGAUUCUAAUAAUUUUACUCCAAAAAUGUCACUGUUUUACAACAACAACAAAAUUUGCAAUAUUAUGAUAAAAAGUUCGAAUUUUAUAUGACAAAUGUCGCCAAUUUUGCAUUAAAAAGUUAGCAUACAUAAAGUAGUAAUUUUAUGAGAAAAUAUUGUAAUAUUACAGAAACAUUUUUCCCCAUUUAUUAAGAAAAAAGUCGACACAUUGUGAGAAAAAGACUGCUUUUAGUUAAUUUUUCUUUUUCUUUGUUUAUAAUUGUUUUUUAAUCUUCAUUAUUUACUUCAAGUUACUACAGUAUGUCUUUAUAUACAUAUUUAUUUACUUUCAUUGUUUUAUUUCAAUUUCUUACACACACUUGUUAUUUCAUAUGUUGAACAGAGGGGGAGCACUUUUUAAAACAAACACAGUCAAUUUGAAAAAUCCUUAAUUCUGAUGGAUUUUCUAUUAGAUGCAAUGUUUUUUGGGACCAUGAUUUAUGUCCUGACUUGUUCACACCUCCUCAUAUGGAAGCUACUUUUCCCUGUUGAUGUCUCAAGAAGGGCAGAAAUACAACAACACACACACACACAAACACACACACACACACUUGUCUGGCACGCACUUUGACUUUAAACCCAGGAACUCAAUGUGUAUUUUAUUUUUUUAAUUGUCAUUUUAUUUAACUGGUUGAGAUGAUCAAGAACUUAAAUAAAAAGAUGUGGAAAAUAUUAGAAAGGUGAACAAAUAAUUACCGUAAAUGAUCUUUUGACAGCCCUUUAUUUAGGACCAACAGGAAAUAGGAUUUUGAUCUGGAGAAAAUAAACUAAAGUUGUGAUGAUUUGGAGUGCAUGAGAAAGUAGACAAGAAACACUUAUAAAUGUUAAUUAGUUAUGCGCAAACUGCUUAGUCAGCAAUAGUACCGCAGAGUCGUAGGUAAAGUGAUCAUGAAUUGGACAGAAACAGCUGAGUAGCAACAGUUUUAAGAUAACUAAGUUGCUAACGAUACUUCAAAUGCAGCUACUGCCAUUUUGUAGAGUUAAGAAUGAACGAAGAGGUUGCCUACAGCCACAUCUGUUGACCCAGUUCUAAAAAUUGACGGUAAAUUUCUUUCCGGACCAAACGCUGCUGUGUUUAAAGGCCUACUGAAAUGUGAUGUUCUUAUUUAAAUGGGGAUAGCAGGUCCGUUCUAUGUGUCAUACUUCAUCAUUUUGCGAUAUUGCCAUAUUUUUGCUGAAAGGAUUUAGUAGAGAACAUCCACGAUAAAGUUCGCAACUUUUGGUCGCUGAUAAAAAAAAGACUUGCCUGUACCGGAAGUAGCAGACGAUGUGCGCGUGACGUCACGGGUUGUGGAGCUCCUCACAUCUGAACAUUGUUUACAAUCAUGGCCACCAGCAGCUAGAGCGAUUCGGAACAAGAAAGCAACGAUUUCCCCAUUAAUUUGAGUGAGGAUGAAAGAUUCGUGGAUGAGGAAAUUGAGAGUGAAGGACUAGAAGGAAAAAAAAUACUAUAGAGUGGGAGCGAUUCAGAUGUUAUUAGACAAAUUUACUAGAAUAAUUCUGGAAAAUCUCUCAUCUGCUUAUUGUGUUACUAGUGUUUUAGUGAGUUAUGGUCGUACCCGUACAACCUGAAGGUCAGGCCCGCACCUUUCUUCAGCACCAGUCGACGGGUGGUGGCGAUGCCCAUCUCUGCCCUUCGCAAGCGACCCUCUUCGAAACACGAUCGCUGCAUAAUUAACUGUACUUUGUGUGUGUGGGGCGGUAUAGCUCGGUUGGUAGAGUGGCCGUGCCAGCAACUUGAGGGUUGCAGGUUCGAUUCCCGCUUCCGCCAUCCUAGUCACUGCUGUUGUGUCCUUGGGCAAGACACUUUACCCACCUGCUCCCAGUGCCACCCACACUGGUUUAAAUGUAACUUAGAUAUUGGGUUUCACUAUGUAAAGCGCUUUGAGUCACUAGAGAAAAGCGCUAUAUAAAUAUAAUUCACUUCACAAUCCAACCGUGUUCGCUUGACCGCUCUGUUCCAUAGUAAAGCUUCAUCGUCAUCUUUCGGGAAUGUAAAUAAUGAAACACUGGCCGUGUAUGUGUUGCUAAAGCCGGCCGCAAUACGCCGCUUCCCACCUACAGCUUUCUUCUUCGACGUCUCCAUUAUUCAGUGAACAAACUGCAAAAGAUUCGCCGACACAGAUGUCCAUGAUACUGUGGAAAUAUGCGAUGAAAAUAGACGACUUAAAGCUGUGAACGGUGCCGGAACAAAAUGUCCUCCACAAUGCAUGACGUCACUUCCGCGGGAAAUUUAAAAUUGCAAUUUAGUAAACUAAAAAGGCCGUAUUGGCAUGUGUUGCAAUGUUGAUAUUUCAUCAUUGAUAUAUAAACUAUCAGACUGCGUGGUGGGUAGUAGUGGCUUUCAGUGGGCCUUUAACUGAAUAAAGGUGCUAACUGGAGCAUUUACGGUAAAUAACUGAGUUUUUCUUUGCUUUGGUUUCCACUCCGAGGCUUGUCUGUGCAUGUUUGACCUGCCACCGCUCGUUUUACGGGUUCCCGUCAUCAGACACACGUUUCAUGGCCACGACGUCUGAAACCCCCACGUCUCUUGUCACUGCCUCACCAGCGUUGGUCGUUUUGACUGAAACACACACAACCACACACACACCCACACGCACACAAAAACCACACACACACACACACGCGGAAAAAAAAAAGUUGCGACCCUCAGCCGAGCGAGCGUUGUAUGUUUCCUGGCAGGGGCGACUUCCUCGCACGAAGCAACAAAGACAAAAAAAAAAAAGUUUUUGUACUAUUUAACAUUCCCGUUCCUGCCUGCAAGCUUGUGCUCUGUGCCUGUGUGUGGGUCGAUUGUCUCGUCAGCGGUUUCUAUGAUAAAUCUGCAUAGCUUUGUCGUGAGAGAACUAGCGUCUUGUUUUUUUAUAUAUAUAUGAAUAUAUGUAUAAAUAUAUACUGUAUAUUAAACAUGUAUUAUUGGAAGAAGUGGACUAAUUCUAAGGAGGUGUCCCAGUCUUAUUGUGAAGGAGCAUGACUCAUCAGCACCCUCACUUCCUGUCGGCUCAUUUUCAUUUGAGCGGUGUUGUUAAGACUUUUUCUUUCCUCCUUCAAAUGUUCUGUAAAGUGUGUGUUCCCCCCCCGACCUCCAACUCCAAUAUGUGUAGAAACUGCUUGUCAGAAGUUAGCAGGGUGGUCACAAGAUAGUCCAUGCUUUUCAACCGACCACCUUGCUGCCUCUUUUUAUUGAGUCAGUCUUGAGUGCUAACCCAUUUUCAAAAUAAAACAUGGAUUGUCAAUCUAAA